CCUGCAGCUGUAGGGACGAGCUGGCCAGACUAUGGCCCAGGGUACAGUGAUCCACGUGGCCCCCGAGCAGCCCACCUAUGCCGUGUGUGUGCUGGGCACCGAUACUCAUCUGGAUGUCUACAGCUCUGCCCCCCAGGGCUGCACGUCCUUCAGCAUCAAGGCCUCCCCAGGAGUGGUCGUGGAUGUUGCCCACAGCCCCCCAACCAAGAAGAAUCCCACAGGUUCCUCCAAGUGGCCCCUGGACCCUGGGCUGGAGGUGAGCCUGAGGAUGACAGCUGUCAGCUCUAGCACAGGUGACCAGAAGGUUCAGGUUUCAUACUACGGACCCAAGACCAACCCAGUACAAGCUCUGCUCUACAUCACCGGGGUGGAAAUCUCCUUGAGCGCAGACAUCACCCGCUCUGGCAAAGAGAAGCCGACCAAAGCCAGGAAGGACCAGAGGACCUGGACCUGGGGCCCUCGCGGGCAAGGCGCCAUCCUGCUGGUGAACUGUGACAAAGACCAUCGGAAAUCUUCCACUAUGGACUGCGCAGAUGCCAAGAUUCGCAAUACAGAAGACCUGCAGGACAUGUCCCUGGUGACCUUGAACACAAAGACCCCCAGGGAUUUCUUCAGCAAGCAUCAGCUGGUGCUCCACGUGGCCAAGUCCGAGAUGGACAAAGUCAGAGUGUUCCAAGCCCGUCGGAAAAAACAGUCCUUUGAGUACAAGGUGAUCCUGGGGCCCCAGCAGCCUUCUCACCUCCUGGAGGUCCCGGGCGGCCAGCAUAGCACAGACUUCUACAUGGAGGGCCUAUCUUUCCCAGAUGCCAGCUUCCCAGGCCUCAUUUCCCUCACCAUCUCCCUGUUGGACACAUCCAAGCCGGAGUUCCCCAAGGCCCUGGUGUUCCAAGACAGUGUGGCCUUCCGUGUGGCCCCCUGGAUUAUGACCCCCAACACUCAGCCUGCAAAGGAGGUGUACGUGUGCAGUAUAUCUGAAAAUGAGGACUUUGUGAUGUCAUUGGGUGCUCUGGCCAAGAAAGCCAAGUGCAAGCUGACUAUCUGCCCCUUGGAGGAGAACAUGGAGGACCAAUGGAUGCAGGAUGAAAUAGAGAUCGGCUACAUCCAAGCCCCACACAAGACGAUGCCAGUUGUCUUCGACUCUCCGAGGAACAGAGGACUGAAAGAGUUCCCCAUCACACACCUGCUGGGUCCAGAUUUUGGCUACGUGACUCGAGGGCCCCAAACAGGGGACAUCAUUAACAGCCUUGACUCCUUUGGAAACCUGGAAGUGAGCCCCCCGGUCACAGUCGGGAAGAAGAAAUACCCACUGGGCAGGAUUCUCAUUGGGGACAGCAGUUUCCCCAGCAUUAAGAGCCAAGAGAUGCACCAGGCCCUGCAGGACUUCCUCGCCGCCCAGCAGGUGCAGGCCCCUGUGAGACUCUACUCCGACUGGCUGUCUGUGGGCCACGUGGACGAGUUCCUGAGCUUCAUUCCGGUGCACAAGAAGGGCUUCCGGCUACUCCUGGCCAGCCCCAGGUCCUGCUACAAACUGUUCCAGGAGCAACUGAAAGAGGGCCAUGGGAAGGCUCUGCUUUUCAAAGGGGUCAAGAAAAAAAGCCUGCAUAACAUAACAGACAUUCUGUCAAACAAGAAAUUGAGAGAACAUAACUCAUAUGUGGAGAGCUGCAUCGACUGGAACCGGGAGGUGCUGAAGCGGGAGCUGGGCCUGACGGAGCGGGACAUCGUGGACAUCCCCCAGCUCUUCAAGCUCCAUUCAGACCCCUCAGGGACUCUCAAGGCCGAAGCCUUUUUCCCAAACAUGGUGAACAUGCUGGUGCUGGGCAAGUACCUGGGCAUCCCCAAGCCCUUCGGGCCCAUCAUCAAUGGCCGCUGCUGCCUGGAGGAGAAGGUGCGGUCCCUGCUGGAGCCGCUGGGCCUCCACUGCACCUUCAUCGACGACUUCUACACCUACCACCUUCGGCACGGGGAGGUGCACUGCGGCACCAACGUGCGCCGGGAGCCCUUCUCCUUCAAGUGGUGGAACAUGGUGCCCUGAGCCCAGCCCCCUGGCGUCCUCUCCCUUGGGAAGCUCCUGGCCAGAGGCGCUGGUCCCCUGCAGUGUGGCAAAGCAAGAGCUCUUGGGGAUAUUUUGGCUCCCCAGGGGGUGGCCGCCCUUCCAGCAGUGGCUUGCUUGCUUCCCUUGUGUGCCACCCAAAGAUCCCAAGAUGGUGCUGGCAUUGCAGACUUAGCUGUGCUGUAAGAAGCUGCAAUAAAGUUUUAUAAUCACUUUGUA
Molecule: messenger RNA, 2272 nt
Organism: Hipposideros armiger (great roundleaf bat)
Lineage: Eukaryota; Metazoa; Chordata; Mammalia; Chiroptera; Hipposideridae
Gene: PADI4
Product: peptidyl arginine deiminase 4
Exons: 16
Coding region: 32-2035 (667 amino acids)
Biological process (GO): chromatin remodeling
Cellular component (GO): nucleus; cytoplasm
Molecular function (GO): histone arginine deiminase activity; calcium ion binding
Source: RefSeq, a predicted model, not a curated record